AUGGACGACGUACCAGCGAACGCAAAUGAGCACUGUCCAGGUACCAGGAGUGAGCAGGCUGGGAAGUCUUCAUCAUGUCAGGGUUGUCCUAAUCAGAAACUGUGUGCAUCUGGCGCUACCAAGGCCCCAGAUCCAGCAAUUAAAGAAAUAGGAUCAAAACUGUCCAUGGUCAAACACAAGAUCCUGGUGCUGUCUGGGAAAGGAGGCGUGGGGAAGAGUACGUUCAGUGCUCACCUGGCACACGCCUUGGCAAAUGAUGAGACCAAGGAGGUUGCUCUUUUGGAUGUCGACAUUUGUGGUCCAUCCAUUCCUAGAAUCAUGGGUUUGGAGGGAGAGCAAGUACACCAGAGCGGAUCGGGCUGGUCCCCUGUGUAUGUGGAAGACAACCUAGCUGUCAUGUCUAUUGGCUUCCUCCUCAGCAGUCCUGAUGAUGCUGUAAUCUGGAGAGGCCCCAAGAAAAAUGGAAUGAUCAAACAGUUUCUGAGGGAUGUGGAUUGGGGGGAACUGGAUUACCUGGUAAUUGACACACCCCCUGGCACUUCUGACGAGCACCUGUCAGUUGUACAGUACCUAAGCUCAACCCAUGUGGACGGAGCUGUCAUAAUCACCACACCACAGGAGGUGUCCUUGCAAGACGUUCGAAAAGAAAUCCGCUUCUGUCAGAAGGUUAAACUACCAAUUAUCGGAGUGGUGGAAAACAUGAGUGGCUUUGUGUGUCCAAAUUGCAAGAACACAUCUCAGAUCUUCCCUCCUACUAGUGGGGGUGCUGAGACGAUGUGUGCUAACCUAAAUCUGCCAUUGCUUGGUAAAGUGCCUCUCGAUCCAAGGAUAGCCAAAAGCUGCGAUGAAGGAAAGUCUUUCCUCAACGCGAUACCGGACUCUCCUGCUGCUGAAGUCUACAAAAGAAUUGUGCAGAGCAUCAAGGACUAUUGUUACGACCAAGCUCCAGAUGAGCAAGAAAAUGCUUGA
Molecule: messenger RNA, 969 nt
Organism: Nerophis lumbriciformis (worm pipefish)
Lineage: Eukaryota; Metazoa; Chordata; Actinopteri; Syngnathiformes; Syngnathidae
Source: RefSeq, a predicted model, not a curated record